UUUUUAGAAAAAAAUUUUUCAAAAUGGAUCAAAUUCUCGCUCUCUCUCGUCUUUCCAUAUUUUCUACUACAAAACCUAAAUUUGAUAUCAAUGGAGCCUUGACGACUCGAAGGGAGCAAAUUACAAUUUUAAUAAAUAAACAAAUUGAAGAUUUUGAAGCUAUUGGUUUUGAUGAUCGCGAAGUUGAGAAAAAGGUUUGUUUUUUAAUUUUAAAAAAUUUGAAGCUUUCUGGAUACUGGAGAUGGGUCGGAAUUCUGAUUUCAGACUUUUUUCCUUCCGAGUUCCGAAAAAAUUUUUGAUUUCCGAGUUCCGAAAAAAUUUUUGAUUUCCGAGUUCCGAAAAAAUUUUUGAUUUCCGAGUUCCGACUGGUGAGCUAGUUCCGAUUUCCGGCUCUUCCAAUUUCCGACACCUCUGACUGUUCCGACCUCUGCUGGAUACCCACUUUCUCCCUCCUUUUCCUUGUUUACGUUUUUAAAACUGAUAAACAAGGAACGGAUGGGAUAUCUAAAAACUACUGAAAAUUUUAUUUUUUAUAGAUUAAUAAGACGAUUCAGGCACACCGUGAUAAAUUGCAAAAUAUUUCAAACGAUGAAGUUAAACGUAAACUUGUUGGUGAAUAUAAACAUAAAGUCAAGAAAAAUGAAGAAGAAUGUCGUCAGGAACGUGAAAAGAGUGA
Meloidogyne enterolobii is the source of this 676-nucleotide messenger RNA. Lineage: Eukaryota; Metazoa; Nematoda; Chromadorea; Rhabditida; Meloidogynidae. The record is from the annotation of a GenBank genome assembly.